UCUUUUCAUGACAGCGUUUUAAAACGGGGUUACUUUUCCCUCCCCUGAACCGAAGUCGUCUCCGGGUUACGGCGAGGAUUUCCGGAGAAGAUGGGGAGAAAAAAGAUCCAGAUCCAGCGGAUCACGGACGAGCGCAAUCGGCAGGUGACCUUCACCAAGCGCAAGUUCGGCUUGAUGAAGAAAGCCUACGAGCUGAGCGUCCUGUGCGACUGCGAGAUUGCCCUGAUCAUCUUCAACCACUCCAACAAGCUGUUCCAGUAUGCCAGCACCGACAUGGACAAGGUGCUGCUCAAGUACACCGAGUACAACGAGCCUCAUGAGAGCCGGACCAACGCGGACAUCAUCGAGACGUUAAGAAAGAAAGGUUUUAACGGCUGUGACAGCCCGGAGCCCGACGGCGAUGACUCGAUAGACCAGAGCCCCUUGAUGGAGGAUAAAUACCGUAAAGGCAGCGAGGAUCUGGAUAUCCUGUUCAAGCGAUACGGUUCCGCAGUGCCCGCGCCGAACUUCGCCAUGCCCGUGACGGUGCCGGUGACCAACCAAACCACGCUGCAGUUCAGCAACCCGGGCAGCUCGCUGGUGACCCAGUCCCUGGUGACCUCCUCGCUGACCGACCCCCGGCUCCUCUCGCCGCAGCAGCCGGCGCUGCCGAGGGAACCCGUGUUCCAC
Egretta garzetta (little egret) is the source of this 669-nucleotide messenger RNA. Its product is annotated as myocyte-specific enhancer factor 2D homolog. The annotation marks the transcript as partial. Gene Ontology annotation, biological process: cell differentiation; positive regulation of transcription by RNA polymerase II. The record is from RefSeq and is a predicted model, not a curated record. Gene Ontology annotation, molecular function: RNA polymerase II cis-regulatory region sequence-specific DNA binding; DNA-binding transcription factor activity, RNA polymerase II-specific; protein dimerization activity. The transcript has 4 exons. Lineage: Eukaryota; Metazoa; Chordata; Aves; Pelecaniformes; Ardeidae.